Messenger RNA from Pseudophryne corroboree (corroboree frog), 3185 nucleotides. RefSeq lists its product as uncharacterized. The coding region runs from base 190 to 792 and encodes 200 amino acids. NCBI's taxonomy places the organism in Eukaryota, Metazoa, Chordata, Amphibia, Anura, Myobatrachidae. The record is from RefSeq and is a predicted model, not a curated record. The transcript has 4 exons.
CAAGUUGGCUGCUGGCUGCUCCUGUGUACUGCUGUUAGUAGUGGCCGGGACUGCGCUAGUCGCGUGUGUGUGUGCACGGUGCUCCGCGCUGCUGGUGUGAUUGCUUCUGUCUAUGGGAUCCUGCUGCUGGGACAGCUCCUGCUGCACGAAGCCGAUGUCAGAGCACUGAGCCAGAUUACGUAUCCAGCCAUGGCGAGACCACUUUCCGAUGGGAGUACCUCUGAACCUGUGGGAAAUAUCCAGACAGAUGCUAGCCACGCUUUUCCCGCUAAUGUCACCGCCUGUCAAUCCUCCCGUGGCCUCUCUGGGCAAAACUUGCCAGUGAACUAUCAAACUGCCCAAGCGUCUUUGUGUCAAAGAUGCGCCUCACCCCGUAGGAAUCGCAUCCAGAACAGAUUUGAAAUGGUUACCAGUUGCGAGUCUGGACCUUCCCUGCCAGCCUUUGGGACGAGAGCAUGCUCCUACCCAGAAUCCUUCAGCACAGGAGAAACCACUGCUUUUGGUCUCAGGCACACGGCCCAUGAUCACUCCAGGUCGGGCACGGAGGUGGAGGUAUUACAUCAGAAUGACCCCCAAAGACAACUCCCGCUGGCAGGAGAGGGGCCCAUAGAGCGGGAGAUCGCUAUGCGACUGCGCAGGAUUGGCGACCAAAUGAAUGAACGGUAUUUACAAAGAAGGCAGAUUGGGCAGCGGCAGUGGUGGAGACCUCUGCGAUGGCACGUUACCCAAAUCAUCUCAGAGAUUGUGACUGCCUUGUACAAUCCACUCGUGGACAUUUUACUGCAGAACUGAGGCCGCUGGCGUGGACAAGUGGUACAAAAGAUUCGGGUGUUUGAAAAAUGCCCACGUUCACUCCUGUGCAGAUUAGGCUUCUGCUGGACAGAAGCUGGAAGACUUGUAUAGUCUCCAUGGACAGUUCUGCCGUCGUCCAGUGGACGUUCAAGAUGAUGUUGAGAAGAAUCUGAGUCCACGACUCUUCCGGUGAUCACUUCACCCUUUUGUGAAGACUUGAGAUAUCGGUUUUCAUCUCUUGAGAGCCAUUGGCUUUCGCCUGAUGGUGUUUAUACAGACAAGGUGGAUAUGGUAAUUGCCUUAUCUUCCUGUUAUGUUCAUUGACGAACUUUCUUGUAGUAAUACAAUGGUUUCCUCCAGUUAAGACAUUGUAAGACUGCUGUCACAAAUGGGGAUUUUUGGUGAUGUGGAUUUUACUGGUGGUGUUGAAACAUUUUGGGUGAAACAAAACUAUGGCACAUUCUUAAAGGUUUCUACUGAGUACAUGGAAGAAUCUGUAGCUAGUACCGCUGUAGCACUGAGAUAAUUCCGGGUAGCGCAUGGAUUUAUAUUGGUCUGGCUAUCUUACUCCUACUGCACUCACUUUUGUGGAUGGAAAAAGGGUCUUUAUCUGAGCCAUACUAAACUGCCCUUUUAGCCAAAUUGUGGAAAUCCUAGACAAGCCAUACAGAAAUCUUGCCAGCCCCCCCUCCCCUUUUUUGCAUGCUGUGGUUGGCCCAGGGACCCUAAAUCAUAUACAUAGACCUCAGCAUGUUACCACUCUGUAAUGACCUAUGUCCUAAUAGCACUUAUGCUUUCUCUGCUGAAUAAGAUGCCUGAUGAUUAGUUUCUAUUAAGCUUUGAUAACUAAACUUUUUUUUUUUAUCCUUUGCUACGAGCGAAACGCAAAUUUGCUAUCCAUUGAAGAAGAGAAAUUGGCUCCUAGUCCAAGAGAAAAUUGUAUAACUUAAAGAACGAAGUUAAUAUAUUUAUUUUAUUAUUAUUAUUAUUAUUAUUAUUAUAACUUACUAGGUUUUUUCCUUUUAUAUGUAAGACAAAAUUUUAUAUCUAAGGGAAUGAACAUGUGAGAUUUUUUCUUUUCAUUUUCUCAUUGAGAAUAAUGUGUAUGCUGACUUUACUAAGAGUAAAGUUCAACAUACAUGUAUAACGUGUGCAGAUCCUUGAGGACAGUGAAGCCAUCUGCAGCAUAUUUGUACACUAUGACCUACUGGGAACACAGGACGGAUGAGCUCUGGCAUACACAUCAUGGAUAUCUAUGUCCUGUUGGACUAACCGUGAAUGCUGGUUUCUUAAAGGACAUCUAGACUUGCUAUAUACUCAUUUAUAAAUGAGCUCUAAUAACUUUCACAUCUGUAGAAGCUUCAGGAACUUAUAAGGUCUGGAGAGAUUUUAUAAAAAACAAAUGGGAAAGAUGUUUUCUGGUGCACUCCAGACUUCCUGUCUGUAGUUUAGGUUGAAAGACAGCACCGUCAGCCUCCGCUGAGUCUGAAAAGCUGGCCUUCUCAAUGGGCGCCUUUUACGUAAGGCAACCAGUGUUGUAUAUUUGGUGGUCCUUCGAUGAUCACCAGGAGAAUGUUCCAUUUACGGUUGGUUUCUACAUAGAGAUCCAUGAUCUCCAAGCCUCUGUGCAUGCCAGUGAAGGUAGACUGAUGGAAAGAUGCAUCUGUCCACGUCUUAAGUUUUCCUGUCGUCUCGAUAAUGGAUAAUUUGCUGCAGUUGUAGUCACGUUGUCAUAAAACCAAAUGUAGGUGGUUGAGUUAAUGGGCUAGUUCAAAUUAGUUAUACAGUCGUUCUCUCUCCGCAGCUUCGUGUUUAAUCUCCUGCCUGUCGCAGUAUGAUAAUUAGACCCCCCCCCCCCCCCCUCAUUUCAGCAAUACCUCCUGCUUGCUACCCCGUCACCAUAUCCUGUGCAGUCUCACUGUGCACGACAUGGAACACCCGAUAAGCUAAUAUCCGCUACAGGUCCCUUUAUUUCAUCCCAUGUACCAGUGGCAGUUUUUUAAUAAACUUCUAAAACAAAUCACUUUAACAUUAAAAAUAAUUAAAUUUUUAUUUUUAUUUGUAAAGUUUAUGAAAGGUUUUCUAUUUUUGUUUAUUGCAGAGAUGCUAAGAGAAAUGGAGUUAAGUAUAUUUAUUUCUUGGUAGACCGCCUAUAUGUCGCUGGCCUUAAUCAGUGACACUUCAGAGAGAUUCCUUCCACUAACCUGCUUCUGCCCCCUGCAGGUGGAACCUAGGGGGACAUGUCACUCAAGGGGCUAUUACUUUUGUAAAUACUGUACAUCUAUGAAAUGUAAACAUCAUUUUUUUUUUCUUACGUUCUGUACAUUUUGUGAUUGCGUUCUUUUUGUACAUGGAUUUUGUAUUUCUUUUCAAUAAAAUUUGGAUCUGACUUA